GUCAUUCUAAACCUAACUGCCAUAAUUGCUAUUGAAGAUUAUUAAACAACAAAUAGGAGCAUGGCAACAAAUCCUCCUGGACAAGACUAGAUACCUGGUCCAAGAGCCAGCUACAAGAUAAUGGGCACAGAGAAGGAGAGAAAAGGAGCAGGUAUAAGAUUAUGAAUGACGAUUUAGCUCAUGACCACCCCCAGGAAGAAGUCAUUCAGUACCAACCAAACUGUUCUCAGAAGGUCUCAGAUGCCUACAAAGUAUUAUGGAAGGCUCUAAUUCUAUAAUCCUAUGUCUGUGAUGUUUUCAAAAUAAGAAUCGAGUAGCAAUUCUGGCAGAACUAGACAAGGAGAAAAGGAAAUUACUUAUGCAAAACCAAUCUUCAACAAAUCAUCCUGGAGCCAGCAUUGCUCUCUCCAGGCCCCCUCUUAAUAAGGAUUUUCGUGAUCAUGCUGAACAGCAGCAUAUUGCAGCACAGCAGAAGGCUGCCUUACAGCAUGCUCAUGCACAUUCUUCAGGAUACUUCAUAACUCAGGAUUCUGCAUUUGGAAAUCUCAUUCUUCCUGUUUUACCUCGACUUGACCCAGAAUGAAGAAAAUAUUUGCAUUAGGGAAAAUAACUUUGUAAAAUGAACUGCCAAAGUUAAUAUCAUUCUGAUUCACUCUGUGCUAAGAAAUGACUCACAUUUUUUUUGGUGAGAUUUUGUAUUUUAUGCCUUGUUACAAGAAAGGCACUUUACAUCUAUGCAGGUGAAAUGUACAUAAAUGGUGCAUGUUAUACACAGUUUGUAACUAUUCUGUAAUGCACUUCAUUUAUUUAUACCAAUAUGUUUGACUGAUUUAAAUUUUUUUUAAAAAAAUUUUAAGUAGAAUGAACUAUACAAUAAGACCAGACUAGAAAAUAGAAAAAACUACAUAAGGUACUUAACUUUAAGGAAAUGUCAUUUCCCCCGUAAACAAAUAGGGUUGGUCAUAGAAAAAAAUUCAUUCCUUUUGGUGUUUUAUCAGACUGUUAUUAAUGUAACCACUGAAUUCAGGUUCUUGAACAUUUUGUUUUAGAAAAUGGUCCUGAAAUCUUUUAUGUGGCCUCAUUUCUGGUUUUUUUGGUCUCACUUUUAAUCCUAGAAAAGAGAAAUUAGUCUAAAUUACAAAUUAGUAUUAUACUUUUUAGUAUUUCUUAAAUAUGAAAUUUAUGUAAAUGUUAACACAUGAUAUUAAAAAUUACUGUGACAAUAACUUUGUUACUCUUGA
Messenger RNA from Sarcophilus harrisii (Tasmanian devil), 1241 nucleotides. It is a transcript of the gene INIP, whose product is annotated as INTS3 and NABP interacting protein. The coding region runs from base 359 to 583 and encodes 74 amino acids. Lineage: Eukaryota; Metazoa; Chordata; Mammalia; Dasyuromorphia; Dasyuridae. The record is from RefSeq and is a predicted model, not a curated record. The transcript has 7 exons. Gene Ontology annotation, cellular component: SOSS complex; nucleoplasm; nucleus. Gene Ontology annotation, biological process: DNA repair.